CGAAUUGAAUGCAUGCACUGACUUUAUUAUUGUAGUCAUACGCUGGCUGACGUAUGAAAGCAGAGGAAAAUGGCCAACCAUAAAAUGUCUCUUGCCUUUAGCAAUCAUAGAGGACUGAUGCCUUUAUCGUACACUGAUAUACGCAGGUGAGCUGACAUAUCUUGACUUACUUCCUUCACUCACACCAAUUUUGUCACGGUGAAUAAAUCAGUCAGCUGCACCAAAGUUAUCACAGUGAAUAAAUCAGUCACUAACACCAAAGUUAUCACAGGGAAUACCUAAAUCAGUCACACAAACCAAAGUUAUCAAAGUGAAUAAGUCAGCCAGCUGCAUCAAAGUUAUCACAGUGAAGAAAUCAGUCAGCUGCACCAAUGUUAUCAAAGUGAAUAAGUCAGUCAGCUGCACCAAAGUUAUCACAGUGAAUAAAUCAGUCAGCUGCACCAAUGUUAGCACAGUGAAUAAAUCAGUCAGCUGCACCAAAGUUAUCACAGUGAAUAAGUCAGUCAGCUGCACCAAUGUUAUCAAAGUGAAUAAAUCAGUCAGCUGCACCAAAUUUAUCACAGUGAAUAAAUCAGUCAGCUGCACCAAAGUUAUCACAGUGAAUAAAUCAGUCAGCUGCACCAAAGUUAUCACAGUGAAUAAAUCAGUCAGCUGCACCAAAGUUAUCACAGUGAAUAAAUCAGUCAGCUGCACCAAAGUUAUCACAGUGCUAUAGAAAGGCGUAUUAAACUAAGGCAUCUUGUCUAGUCCGCUAGUCCCGGGACACUCGUGUGUCUCACUUUUACUUCACCAUGCGUCACCACAUUCUACGAAACUGUGACAGUUGUUACUAUACUGCGCUUAUAAUACUUGCUAUAAGAUAAUACACCAAACUUAACUGUAAUUGACAACACUUCACUAUUCUCCACAUCAAAAAAAUAUCCUAUAAGAUACGGUAGAUAAAAAAAACUUCACUUUAAUUUACAACACUUCACUCUUCUCCACAUCGAAAACUACACUGUAAGAUGGCUCACCAAGCUUCACUGUAAUUCACUGCACUUCACUAUUCUCCAUAUCGAAAAGUACAUUGUAAGAUAGCUCACUAAGCUUCACUGUAAUUCACUAUUCUCCAUAUCGAAAAGUACACUUUAAGAAAGCUCACUAAGUUUUACUGUAAUUCACUGCACUUCACUAUUCUCCAUAUCGAAAAGUACACUUUAAGAUAGCUCACUAAAACUUCACUGUAAUUCCCUCAUCUCCACCAUUCAUCUCUAAACGUAUCUUUAUGCUCUACAAUCAGCCAUACUAUAUUUAACUUCAUCGUUCUCCACCAUAGUCUGCCAUAGUCUGCCACUGUCUUCCAUAGUCUGCCACUUUCUUCCAUAGUCGGCCAUAGUCUGUGAUAGUCUGCCAUAGUCUGCCAUAGUCUGUCAUAGUCUGUGAUAGUCUGCCAUAGUCUGCCAUAGUCUGCCAUAGUCUGCCAUAUGUGAUAGUCUGCCAUAGUCUGUGAUAGUCUGCCAUAGUCUUCCAUAUGUGAUAGUCUGCCAUAGUCUGCCAUAGUCUGCCAUAUGUGAUUGUCUGCCAUAGUCUGCCAUAGUCUGCCAUAGUCUGCCAUAUGUGAUUGUCUUCCAUAGUCUGCCAUAGUCUGCUAUAGUCUGCCAUUGUCUGCCAAUAGUCUGCCAUAGUCUGUGAUAGUCUGCCAUAUUCUUCCAUAUGUGCUCGUCUGCCAUCGUCUGCCAUAGUCUGCCAUAUGUGAUUGUCUGCCAUAGUCUGCCAUAGUCUGCCAUAGUCUGCCAUAUGUGAUUGUCUGCCAUAGUCUGCCAUAGUCUGUGAUAGUCUGCCAUAGUCUGCCAUAGUCUCCCAUAGUCUGCCAUAUGUGAUAGUCUGCCAUAGUCUGUCUGCCAUAUGUGAUAGUCUGCCAUAGUCUGUCUGCCAUAGUCUGCCAUAGUAUAAUGAUCACUACUACACAUUCAGAGUCCAAGUUAUCAAAUAACUAGAACAACUUUUAUUUGUUUUUAUUUUAAUUUUUCGUCAACCAUAAACAGCUAUCGGUCGUUUUGAAUUCAAGUCAGUCUGGCAAAAAAUAUUUUCUGGAUCGCUGCUGCAAAAAAGUUAUUUAUUAAGUAGUACUGCAAUUACACCCACAGAUAGUUAACAUUUCGACAUUUUGAAAUAAAUUCAAGAGAUAACGCCAGCAAAAUCUUCACCUAUAUAUAGAUAUUUAUAUAUAUAUAUUUUUUUUUUUCAAUGCUCGGUUCGUCGACCGUGCCCGGCAGACAAGCUGCUGAAAGUGCAGCAGGACGGCUCCAGAAGAUCUUAAAGAAACACGGUUCAUGUAAAGGUAAUGUGUGCGAUGCUACGUUACACACCCUAUACACAGAAGAGUGUGUGUUCUGUUCUGUAUGUGUGAUGAUAUGUUGCGCGCAUAUUAACUGUGUGCUAGGCAGUGGCGUACUCAGGGUUGGUGUCGCACGGGGCGGGCCAGGGUUUUCGCCGGCCCCAUUCGACGAAAAAACGAAAAAAUGUCGCCCCUCAAUGUGAAGAAAGACCGACCCCCAACCCCCUUCAAACGCCAACGGGCGAUGUGUGUUUUGUAUAUGAGAUGAUAUUUUACAGACACAACAAACAAUCAAGUAAAUAUAUGUAAUAUAUACUUUAAUUGAUGAAGAAGGUGUGUUUAUAGUCGUUCAACUCAACGCCUUACAAAAGUUUGUUGUUUAGAGUUUAGACAACCGACAGUCACUUCUAAUUCUUAGAGUGACACAUAGGCAGACUAGAAUUCCGUUUAAAUCCUAGACUUGGUAGACACAAAUCUCCUAGAAAUACUCAAAUCUUUGGAUACAUUUUCACCCCCCUCCCCCCAAAAAAAUAAAAAAAUAAAAUAAAAUAAAUAAAUACAAAUAAAUAAAUGUAUAUAUAAUGGUUAAGUAGGUGUCAUUUUGUGAGCGGCUUUUUCCUCUGUGAUUCAAUGGGUAAUGACAAUAACACUGGGGCACAGCAGGUUUCAUAGAGUUACAACGACUACAUCAAUAACACUAGAGAGUACUAAUCGACAAAUGUCCCGAGACUUAGCACAGAGAAGAAAACCCGCUUCACGCAAUGACCACUACCCGCCACUGCGAAAGUCUCAAUAGAUCUACCUAAACAUCCUUAACACACAUCAUUUAGAUCAUUGUAUAAUCUAUACUAUUUGAUAGUACCGUUCGGGAAGUCGCCCCCUUCGCACCCAAUGGGUACUCCAUGGACAUAUCCCUCCAAGUUGUUGGCAACAUCUGGCGUGCGCGUGACGCAACCAAUUUCCCACCUUAAUAGAAAAUUCCAGCAAGAAAAAUGUCCCCACCUUAAUAGAAAAUUCAACCAAGAAAAAUUUCCCAUAUUAAUAGAAAAUUCUACCCAAAAAAUGCCCACUUUAAUUUAAAGUUUAAACAACUUCCCACGUUAAUAAUAUUAAUAGAAAAUUCCACCUAGAAAAUACCAAGAACACUUGUUCCCAUUAUUAAGAUAAACCUUAUUAUAUUCAACACUCUUCGUGAGAAAAUUUCCAGUCUUUCCGCUCUCUCCUGGGCACUCACCAUUGCCACAAACGGGGCACACCGGCUCCGAGAGAUAUAGGAAGGAACAGUAGACUUACUUUCAAUUCAUGCUUCAUUCACUUGGUCAUUUACAGUAGACAGUGACGCCAAGCUGACGGGGCUGGACGAGGACCAAGUCAAGUUGGUCAUCUCGACGUGGAGUUACAUGGUCCAGUACCAGGACGUGCUAGGAUGUCAGCUGCUGAAAUAGUUCGUACCUUCUUGUUACAUUUUUCAACCGUGAUUGGUACUUUGUUCUUAAAGGUCCCCAUCGUGAUUGAUACUUUGUUCUUAAAGUUCCCAAUCAUGAUUGCUACUUUGUCUUACAGAUAGUUUUUUUUCCUUUACAUUUAUAUAUUUUUAAAAAAAAAUCUUUAUUUAAAUAUUCCCUUUUUCGAGUUCUUUUGUGUGCUAACUACUAUUUGCCAGCUUUCAAGUUUUAUCUGAAUAAUUGAGCCACGUCGUAUGUAUCUCUUUAUCACCAAAGAAAACAGUUUUGUAUGCAAUGUACGAGAACAGAUUUGUACUAAAAUGUAAGAGAGCAGUUUUGUACUGCUAUGUACGAUAACAUAUUUGUACUGCAAUGUAAGAGAGUAGUUUUGUACUGCUAUGUACGAGAACAGAUUUUUACUGCAAUGUAAGAGAACAGUUUUGUACUGUAAUGUAAGAGAACAGUUUUGUACUGUAAUGUAAGAGAACAGUUUUGUACUGCAAUGUAAGAGAACAUUUUUGUACUGCAAUGUAAGAGAACAUUUAUUUUGUACUGCAAUGUAAGAGAACAGUUUUGUACUACAAUGUAAGAGAACAGUUUUGUACUACAAUGUAAGAGAACAGUUUUGUACUGAAAUGUGCGACCCGCUGAAAGGUGGUGCAAAGAACCUCCCCCUCCCCAACUGCAAAAAAUUAUUAUUUAAAUAAAUAAAUAAAUUACUUUUGAUCUCGGGAUGGGGAGAGGGGGGGAUCGUUCACGCUUUGCUAUCAUCGUCGGACCUCGAGCUAAACCUUGACCAAACAAACGUUUAGUUCCUAUCUCUUUCCUAGAAACUUUCCAAAAAAAACCUCAUCCUCUCUCACUUCUCCAGCCUCCUCCGGCACGGCGUAACAAAGGGUGGGCCGCACUGCGAUGGUCACCUACCGAUCAAGACCAAGUCCCAAACGGCGAGCAUGAUGCGCAUCUACAGGAGCCAGCAGGCCGUGGAGGAUGGUCGACGGUUCAUAAACCACAUCACUGACGUCAUAGCGAGACUGAAAAACGCGGCCAUCUUGAAGCAGAAGUUGGCCGAAAAAGUGCAGCUCCUCACGGAGGCAGGUUACACCAAGAACGAUGUCCAGGUAGCUCAAAAGAAAUCAGUAAAUUAAAAAGAACACUUAUAAUGUUGUUAAGAAUGAUUAACAAAAGUCCCAAACCGAGACAUUCGCCACCAUCGUCUCCUCCCAUUGGCUACUCCCAGGGCGUCUACACAGAGUGUGUGUGUGUGGGGGGGGGGAGAUCCUGCUUCCAACCUGAUUGGGUUAAAAAAUUCUCUCCCCCGGGCCGGUCACUGAAUGUUACCCUACCCCUGUCUGCUUUUGAAUUUAUCUAGUUAACAAAUUAAAAUAUAGGUAGGACAAAAUAGAAAUAGAUUUAGUUUUUGGUGGGAAUGUGACGAAAUCACAAGGCCUGAAAUUUUAGACAAAAAUGUUGGUUCCCUAGUAUGCACCAGUUUUCUGGCGACUGUGCUACGGUUCACAGACACGACCAUCCGCCCGCCACCCGAAGAUUGAAAUUUAAGAAUUAAAGCUGAAAAAAAUAAUGAAAUGCCUACUAAAAUUGAUUUUUUUAAACAACUACUCGAUUGGAGGACAAAUAUGAGGGACUACGUUCUAGCCAUACAAAGUAAAAAAAAAAAUAGUGGAACAAUAUAUAAUUAAGCUUGACAAAAUAAGACAGUAAAAUUAUAAGUUCGUUUCGCCUAAACGCCUUCUUCAGCAGAAAGGUCAAAACGAGAAGCAGCAAAUAAAUACUAAUGUAAAACUUAUGUGUUCGAAGAUUCUGAUCAAGGUGUAGUUCUCAUAGUCUGUGUUUAGAUUUGCCGACAAAUUGUGAAGAAUUGUUGAGCUUUUAGCGAAAUUGUUAACUUUUGUUAUCUUUCUUGAGCAGUUCACAAUGUUCUAAAAAAUGUAAAUGUAGUUUUUUUGUAUUACUAAUAUUAAUGGUCCAGGGGUAAUUUUUGUGUGGGGGAUGGGAUAGGCUUCCACCACUCCAAAGGCGUAGCGAGUGUUUGGCGCCCAGGGACGAGAUUCAUUUUAAAGCGCCCCCUUUUUCUUUUUUCAACUCUCAAACCCAUUAUUUUCAUCAAUAAAUUAGUAUAAAAGCACAUUUUGGCCCCCCAACUGGUUGGCGCCCGGGGACUUAUGUCCUCGCAGCCCCCUUCGCUACGCCUCUGCACCACUCAAAUUCCACUGGUUUCAAGUCUAAAAAUUAUGAUAAGCCUAAUAAUACGUGAAAUUUAAAUAGCUCCUUCGCGUUUUAUUCAUCUUAAUAAUAAAGGCAACAGUCUUUACGAACUGCGACAAAAACACAUAUAAAAUACAUUAGAAGAAAUAUAGAAGAAAUUAGAAGAUAAAUCAAACGAUAUCCUGAUUUUACAGCGUUUAAAUAUAUAUAUAUAUAUAUAUAUAUAUAUAUAUAUAUAUAUAUUGCAGAAGAGCUGUAAAACUGCGUUAGCUUUCAUGGCGGAGAAUCUACCGAGCCAGUGGUCGGCUGCUGCCGAGGCUGCCUGGAAGUACGUCCUCGCCUACAUACAACAGCAAGGGAUUCACUGUUACCGGGUUUCAACGGGGAAAUGUAAAAACAAGUUUUCAAAGUUGCCCCCGUUGAUGAACCGGAGCAGAAAUACAAAGGUGUUUCUCCCAUAGACCAACGUGUACUCUCUGGGAUCAGACAGAUGUCUGACUCGGGUAGCGGAUAGAGAGACAAGCGAGAGCCAUCAUAGGCCAAACUGGAAACGAUGAACUUAACGGAAGUGGUUACCAUGACAACAGUCUUACAACACAACAUUUUAUCGAACCAGACUGACUCAAAUUCAACAUUCAAUUUCAUUUAUUAAAGAUUACAUUGUUGUCAUGUUAUUGUUCAUUUGGAGUUUGUCAUGUUGUGUCAUUGGUUUGCAUAAUAAGAGCUUACAAGGUC
Messenger RNA from Lymnaea stagnalis (great pond snail), 6723 nucleotides. The record is from the annotation of a GenBank genome assembly. NCBI's taxonomy places the organism in Eukaryota, Metazoa, Mollusca, Gastropoda, Lymnaeidae.